Molecule: messenger RNA, 1704 nt
Organism: Didymosphaeria variabile
Lineage: Eukaryota; Fungi; Ascomycota; Dothideomycetes; Pleosporales; Didymosphaeriaceae
Product: hexose transporter hxt5
Exons: 8
Coding region: 1-1704 (567 amino acids)
Biological process (GO): transmembrane transport; carbohydrate transport
Cellular component (GO): plasma membrane
Molecular function (GO): carbohydrate:proton symporter activity
Source: RefSeq, a predicted model, not a curated record
AUGAGGCUCUCCAGCCCCAUCAAGAAUUGGAGACGGCGCAGUUCCGUUGAGCAGAGCUCCAGAUGGGUCGGCCAGCAUGAAGGCUAUGAUACAAAGCCACUGCCUCGCUUGACAUGGGUCGGCCUUUCCAUGGGUCUGUUGGUGUCAAUGGGUGGCGCUGUCUUCGGUUACGACACCGGACAGAUCUCAGGUUUUCUCGCCAUGCCUGACUUCUUGAGACGGUUUGGCCAAAGACACAUGAAUGGGGAGACUCCCGAGUACUACUUCUCCAAUGUUAGAUCCGGUCUAAUCGUAGGCUUGCUAUCCAUUGGCACUCUAUUUGGAGCACUCGCAGGUGCACCGAUUGCGGACUGGAUCGGGAGGAAGCCCAGUAUUAUCUUUUGGUGUAUGAUUUUCUCUGUGGGAAUCAUUGUCCAGAUCUCAGCGACGGAUAAGUGGUACCAGGUAAUGCUCGGUCGACUGGUAGCUGGUCUUGGUGUAGGCGCACUGAGUCUCCUCGUACCAAUGUACCAAGCCGAGACAGCUCCUCGCCACAUCCGAGGAGCCCUCAUCAGCACAUACCAACUCAUGAUUACAUUUGGCAUCUUUCUUGCCGCCGUCUUCAACUUUGCAGCAGAAAAACACCAAUCUAAUAAAGCAGCUUCGUGGCAGAUCACCCUGGGCUUGUCCUUCGUUUUCCCGGCAAUUCUUGCCGGUGGCAUUCUCUUCUUCUCCGAGACACCGCGCUUCCUGUUCCGGCAUGGGAAGGAAGAAGAGGCGAAGCAGACGAUGUGCAAAGUCUAUGGAGUGGGCGAGAAUCACUACGGCGUCCACUUGGAGUUGGAAGAGAUAAGGAUGAAGCUUGCAGAAGAGACCAACCGGGGAACCGCGAUCCAAGAGUGGUUUCGAAUGUGGAAAGCGCCCAAGAUGGCUUACCGAUUGGCCAUUGGGAUGGGACUGCAGAUGUUUCAGCAGCUUACUGGUGCCAAUUACUUCUUCUACUACGGCACGGUAAUCUUUCGUGGCACUGGAAUAAACAACUCAUUCGUUACACAAAUGAUCUUAAACGGAAUCAAUUUCGGCGUAACGUUCUAUGGCCUCUACAUAGUGGAGCACUAUGGCCGUCGAAAAUCCCUCAUAGCAGGUUCUGUAUGGAUGUUCAUCUGCUUCAUGAUCUUUGCGUCAGUAGGCCACUUUGUUUUAGACCGCAACACGCCGGAGAACACCCCUCACGCUUCGGUCGCCAUGAUUGUCUUUGCUUGCUUCUUUAUCUUUGGUUUUGCGACGACCUGGGGCCCGAUGAUAUGGACAAUCUGCGGCGAACUCUAUCCCAGUCGCUACCGCGCAAAGGCAAUGGCUCUCAGCACAGCCAGCAACUGGCUUUGGAACUUUCUUCUUGCUUUCUUCACACCAUUCAUCACAGACGCCAUAGACUUCCGUUACGGUUAUGUCUUUGCUGGGUGCAAUAUACUUGCUGGCUUUGGGAUUUACUUCUUUGUCAUAGAAGGCCAGGGCCGAACGCUGGAAGAAAUUGACACGAUGUACUUGCUAGGCGUGAAACCAUGGGAGAGUUCGAUGUGGAUUGCCCCAGACCUUAACGAACUAGAUCCCAAGACAAGGCGGGCUCUUGAAGAGACCAAUCCGGAGAUCAUGGCUGCUGCUCAGAGGGACAGUAAUGGAAUGGACCGAAGUGAAAAGGUGGAGAAAGAAGAAACAGAGGCUUGA